Clonostachys rhizophaga is the source of this 1092-nucleotide messenger RNA. Lineage: Eukaryota; Fungi; Ascomycota; Sordariomycetes; Hypocreales; Bionectriaceae. The record is from the annotation of a GenBank genome assembly.
AUGUCGAACCGGGGCCGCACUUGGGACUACCAGGUUCAUUCUACCAAAGACUUACAGCUACUCGGUUCUGCAAAGCUUCCAAAAUCCCACAGAGAUUAUUACAAUGAAGGAGCCAUGGAUCUCAUUAUCCUCCGAGAAAAUGAAUCCGCCUACGAUCGCUACAGAAUCCGCCCGCAGGUUCUCCGUGGUCUGACCAAUCUCGACCUAUCAACCACCAUAUUCGGGAGUAGGGUCAAAUUCACAUUCGGGUUCUCGCCUACCGCGAUGCAGGGUCUGGCGCAUCCUGACGGGGGGGUUGCGACAUCCAAGGCGACGGCUUCCGUCAACGUCCCCAUGGGCCUGUCCAAUUAUGCGAGCAAGCCGUUGGAGGAAGUCGCCUCUCACGGCACUGGUAACCCAUACAUGAUGCAAAUGAGUCUGCUUAAGGAUAAGAAGGUCAUGAUAAAUGUGUUAAAGAGAGCUGAAGCUGCCGGCUUCAAGGCUAUUUUGGUGACUCUCGACUGCCCAUAUCUCGGUCGGAGGCUGAAUGAGUUUCGUGACAACUUCAGCGUUCCAAAGGGCAUGGAAUGGCCGAAUCUAUUUCCUGGCGUGGAUGUUACCAACCUGGAAGACGGCAAUGACGACCUCGCAUACGAUAUUUCUUUAGAGUGGAAAGAUAUCAUGCCGUUUUUCCGGGAGCAUACAAAGUCGGAUAUCUGGGGAAAGGGGAUUUAUGGAAAGAAGGACGCAGAGAAGGCUAUCAAUGCUGGAUUUGACGGCAUCAUUAUCUCCAACCACGGCGGCCGGCAGCUGGACAGUGUCCCCGCCUCUCUCGACGUUCUUCGUGAAGUCGCCCCAAUAACCAAGGGGCGCAUCCCGGUUGUUAUUGACGGCGGAAUUCCCUUGGUCCUAGGGGCUGACUUUUGCCUGGCUGGGCGACUGGCUAUCUGGGGGUUAGCUUAUGACGGACAACGGGGUGUCGAGCUGGCAUUGAACUUAAUGUACGAUGAGUUCGUGACUGCCAUGGCGCUUGCCGGGUGUCGCAAUGUUUCGGAAAUUAAUAGCGAAUUCCUUUCUAUGCUGACUCCUGAUGGCAUUCUGUCCAAGCUUUAA